This is a messenger RNA of Chanos chanos (milkfish), 903 nucleotides long. It is a transcript of the gene pgam1a, whose product is annotated as phosphoglycerate mutase 1a. Gene Ontology annotation, biological process: glycolytic process. The transcript is spliced from 4 exons. The record is from RefSeq and is a predicted model, not a curated record. Lineage: Eukaryota; Metazoa; Chordata; Actinopteri; Gonorynchiformes; Chanidae. Gene Ontology annotation, molecular function: intramolecular phosphotransferase activity. The coding region runs from base 95 to 859 and encodes 254 amino acids.
GACUUUCUUCCUCUACGACCAGUACUCCUGGAGUGACGGAUACUGUUUCAUCUCCGCAUCUCUCUGUCCAUUUACGUGUAUUAAUAGUUGGAAAAUGGCAGCGUACAAAAUAGUGUUAAUCCGCCACGGGGAGAGCUGUUGGAAUCAAGAGAAUCGCUUUUGUGGUUGGUUCGACGCCGAUCUGAGUGACACAGGUGUUCAAGAAGCCAGGAGGGGCGGACAGGCAUUGAAAGAUGCGGGAUAUGAGUUUGAUAUCUGCUACACCUCUGUGUUGAAGAGGGCAAUCCGAACAUUAUGGCUUGUUCUGGAUAGCAUUGACCAGAUGUGGCUGCCCGUGCAUCGGACGUGGCGAUUGAAUGAGCGUCACUACGGUGGUCUGACCGGCCUGAACAAGGCCGAGACCGCUGCUAAGCACGGCGAGGCUCAGGUUAAGAUCUGGAGGCGUUCAUAUGACAUUCCACCUCCUCCUAUGGAAGGUGACCAUGAUUUCUACAAAGUCAUCAGCAAGGACCGGCGUUAUGCUGACCUUACAGAAGAUCAGCUGCCGUCCUGUGAGAGCCUGAAGGACACCAUUGCACGUGCUCUUCCCUUCUGGAAUGAGGAGAUCGUCCCUCAGAUCAAAGAGGGCAAGCGGGUGCUGAUCGCUGCCCAUGGAAACAGUCUCAGGGGCAUUGUGAAGCACCUGGAGGGCAUGUCCGAGGAAGCCAUCAUGGAGCUGAACUUACCCACCGGCAUCCCCAUCCUGUACGAGCUGGACAAGAACCUCAAGCCCAUCAAACCCAUGCAGUUCCUGGGAGACGAGGAGACGGUGCGCAAGGCCAUGGAGGCUGUGGCCGCCCAGGGCAAAGCCAAGAAAUAAGGCAGUUUGUUAUGUUUACCGCUGUAACCCCCCCCCCCCCCCCC